Molecule: messenger RNA, 447 nt
Organism: Parastagonospora nodorum SN15
Lineage: Eukaryota; Fungi; Ascomycota; Dothideomycetes; Pleosporales; Phaeosphaeriaceae
Exons: 3
Coding region: 1-447 (148 amino acids)
Biological process (GO): tRNA modification
Molecular function (GO): RNA binding
Source: RefSeq, a predicted model, not a curated record
AUGAAUAAGGAAGCCAAGUCCGUUGCCGACCUGCGGGAUCUAUUCCAGGAGUAUGCAACGAAAAUUUACGGACCCGAGCAGACGAACGGCGCUGCGGCAGAUGCCGUCUCUGACACCGAGGAAGAAGACAUUGAAGCUGAGAUCAAGAAAGAGCUUGCGGAUAUCCGCAAGCCAAUCAUCAAACCCUUGUUCAGACCGGUCAAGCUAGACACCCAGUGUUUGAUGUUCUUCAAAACCCGACUGCCAGUUGAACCGGUUGCCUUCGUGGAGAAGAUAUGCCAAGACACUGCGGCCGGUGUGCAGGUGCAGAACUGCCGUUAUGUGAAGCGCUUGACGCCAAUUACUGCAAUUGAGAAGGCCACUGUGAAGGGUCUCGAGGCUGUUGCGAAGAAAGUCCUGGCGCCUCAUUUCCAUGGAAAGGAUCAAACAGCCCGGAAGGUAAGUUGA